AGAAACUUCGCUUCUCACUGUUAAAUAGGCAUUCCAGAUGGGAGGAGGCACCCACAAUGGAAUGAGAACUGGAUAGACUUCUGGUAGGAAGUGGCAUUGGAACUGAACUUUGAAAGAAGCUAGGGAUUGUCAAAGAAAGAAAAGAUUGCCCAAUCACUGUAGGGCCUCAGUCCUCCACAGAUCCUCACAAGCUGUUGCUAUUGAUCUGCCUUGUAGCAUUUUCUGUUAGCCAACAGAGGGAAAGGGAUACAGCUCUCAGUACCCUCUCUCAGAACAAGCAGAAUAAUGGUGGAAUCAACACUGGAUUUACAAACAGACUACCCUGUGAAAAGAAGCACUCUUAAGAGAUAUAAAAUACUCUCUGGGGUUCUUUGUGUUUUGUUGGUGGUUGUGUUAUUUGGCCUAGGCCUGGCACUUGGAUUAAGACCACAAGAGCAAGGGAGUUGUAGAAACAAAUGCUACGAGCAAUCCUACAGAGGUCUGGAGGGCUGCCAGUGUGAUAGUGGCUGUAGAGACCGGAAGAACUGCUGCUGGGAUUUUGAAGAAACUUGUGUGGCAUCAACUCAGAUAUGGAAAUGUAAUGUAUUUCGUUGUGGAGAGACUCGGCUACCUCACAGUCACUGUUCUUGCUCUGAUGACUGCUUGCAGAGAAAAGACUGUUGUACUGAUUAUAACAGUGUUUGCAAAGGAGAAAGCCUCUGGGUAGAUGAAGAAUGUAGCGCUUCUCAGGAGUCUCAGUGUCCAGAGGGGUUUAGUCUGCCACCUGUGAUUUUGUUUUCCAUGGAUGGUUUCAGAUCUGAAUAUUUACAUACAUGGAGCACACUGAUGCCCAAUAUCAACAAACUGAAAACGUGUGGAAUACAUUCGAAGUACAUGAGAGCAGUUUAUCCAACCAAAACCUUCCCAAAUCAUUACACCAUUGUCACAGGUUUAUAUCCAGAAUCCCAUGGCAUCAUUGACAAUAAUAUAUAUGAUGUACAUCUUAACAAGAAUUUUUCACUUUCUUCAAAAGAGAAAUUCAAUUCAAAAUGGUGGAAUGGGCAACCUAUCUGGCUAACAGCUAUGUAUCAAGGUUUGAAGGCUGCAACCUACUUUUGGCCUGGCUCUGAUGUAGAUGUUAAUGGCACAUUUCCAUCCAUUUAUGUGAACUAUAGCAAUUCUGUUCCAUAUGAAGAAAGAAUUUCUACACUGUUGCAUUGGCUUGACCUACCCAAAUCUGAAAGACCAGAUUUUUAUACCUUAUACAUAGAAGAGCCAGAUUCUGCUGGACAUCAAGGUGGACCAGUCAGUGGUAAUGUAAUUAAGGCCUUAGAACAAGCGGAUAAGGCUUUUGGAAUGUUAAUGGAGGGACUAAAACAAAGGAACUUACACAACUGCAUCAAUAUCAUUCUUCUGGCUGAUCAUGGAAUGGAACAGACAUACUGUGAUAAGUUGGAAUAUAUGACUGAUUACUUUCCAAAAAUAAAUUUUUACAUGUAUGAAGGGCCUGCCCCUCGCAUCCGGUCUCUCAAUAUCCCAAAGGACUAUUUUACUUUUGAUUCUCAAGGAAUUGUUGAAAACCUCAGUUGCAGAAAAGCAGAUCAACAUUUUAAGCCCUACCUGACUCCUGACUUGCCCAAACGACUACAUUAUGCUAAAAAUGUUAGAAUUGACAAAGUUCACCUUCUUGUAGAUCAGCAGUGGCUGGCUGUAAGAAAUAGAAAUUAUAAGUCUUGUGGAGGUGGUAAUCAUGGUUAUAACAAUGAAUUUAAAAGUAUGGAGGCUAUCUUUUUGGCACAUGGACCAGGGUUUAAUGAGAAGAUGGAAGUGGAACCUUUUGAAAAUAUUGAGAUCUACAACUUAAUGUGUGAUCUCUUACGCAUUCAACCAGCACCAAACAAUGGAACUCAUGGAAGUCUAAACCAUCUUUUGAAGCGGCCUUUCUAUGUUCCAUCAUACCCCAAAGAAGUGUCCACUCUUUCUUCUUGCCCCUUUGUUAAUCCAGAGCCCACACAUCGUUUAGGUUGUUCGUGUGCUGAACUAGAUCAGAAUGCUGAGGAACAGAUGAACCAAAAUCUAAAUCUCAAAGCAGAAGAAGAAAUAGAAACACUGAAGGAAAAUUUACCCUAUGGGAGGCCCAGGAUUACACAAGGAAGCAAAAAAUAUUGUCUCCUUCACCAGCACGACUACGUGAGUGGAUUUAGUCAAGAAAUCCAUAUGCCACUAUGGAGCUCAUACACAAUCUCUAAACCUGGAGACACAUCACCUCUUCCUCCCACUGUUCCAGACUGUCUGCGGGCUGAUGUUAGGAUUUCUCCUUCUCAGAGCCAAAAUUGUUCCAUCUAUGCAGCUGAAAAGAAUAUCACCCACGGCUUCCUCUACCCUCCUAUGUUCCACAAGGCAGCCAACAGACAAUAUGAUGCUUUACUUACAAGCAAUUUAAUUCCCACUUAUGAAGCAUUUAAAAAAAUGUGGGACUACUUCCACAGUGUUCUGCUUGUGAAAUAUGCUACUGAAAGAAAUGGAGUGAAUGUGAUUAGUGGACCAGUGUUUGACCACAAUUAUGAUGGACGUUCGGAUGAGCCCCAAGAAAUUAUAGAGUUUGUAAAUAAUACUGACAUUCCCAUCCCAACUCAUUACUUUGUGGUGCUGACUAGCUGCAAAAACCAGACUUAUACUCCACUAGACUGCCCUGGUUCCUUGGAUGUCUUGCCUUUUAUCAUUCCUCAUCGAUCUACCAACAUAGAAAGUUGUCCUGCAAAUAGAUCAGAGGACCUUUGGGUUGAAGAAAGAUUUCAGGCUCAUACUGUUCGGGUGCGUGAUGUGGAACUUCUCACAGGACUUGACUUUUACCAAGACAGCAAACAGACUGUCUCUGAGAUCUUACAGCUAAAAACAUUCCUGCCCAUUUUUGAGACUCAAUAAUGGAAUAUAGAAAUAUGAUUUUGGAGAAUAUGGGUAAUCAGCUGUUCCCCUGCUACAGGUUUACACAAUGAAGAUAGUUAUUAUUUCUUCUUUAGCAUUAAA
This is a messenger RNA of Vombatus ursinus (common wombat), 3006 nucleotides long. RefSeq names its product ectonucleotide pyrophosphatase/phosphodiesterase 3 (gene ENPP3). The transcript is spliced from 26 exons. The record is from RefSeq and is a predicted model, not a curated record. Lineage: Eukaryota; Metazoa; Chordata; Mammalia; Diprotodontia; Vombatidae. Gene Ontology annotation, biological process: nucleoside triphosphate catabolic process. Bases 286 to 2904 code for a protein of 872 amino acids. Gene Ontology annotation, molecular function: nucleoside triphosphate diphosphatase activity; nucleic acid binding; metal ion binding.